UCAUCUCGGUGUGCGGCGAAGUCAGAGUUGUAGAACAUGUCCGCCGCGAGUGCAAGCGGCUGCGGACCCGGACCAGGACCCAACACGGGUCCUGCGUCCGGGGUAUCAAAUCCGAGGAAGUUCAGCGAGAAAAUUGCCCUGCAUACACAGCGCCAGGCCGAGGAGACUGCUGCGUUUCAGGAGGUCAUGAUGGACAUUACUUCAACUCGGAUCCAGGCUCAGAAGGUGCGUCUGGCCAGGACUCAGGGCCCGUACUAUGGUGGCUCCCUGCCAAACGUUAACCAGAUCGGGAGAAACGCGCACGACAUACAGGGUGCGUUCCACUCCACCCUGGACUCCAGCCGCUCCACUCGGCACCACGGCCUGGUGGAGAGGGUCCAGAGAGACAGACGCUUCAUCUCCCCGAGCCGGCCCUACAGGAGACAAGUGGAUGCCUCCCACUGCAGCUCAUCGUACCUGUCGCCGCCGCCCGACCCCAGCUGGAGGAGGAACUGGUCCGGCACUUUCCCCUCGGACAAAAGCCAGUUGUUCCACCUCCCCACCACUGCACUGAACAGGACCAACUCGGACUCCGCCCUGCACACCAGCGUCAUGAACCCCCCAGGGGGCGCUGGGGACCCCUUCGGCACUGCCCACACGCUCACCCCUCAGCCCAGACGCACCGGGCUCGCGGAAGCAGACGGCCGCAGAAUGUUUCCAUACCCUGUGCCUCCUAUUGAGGAGAACGUCCUUGAUGAAGGAAAACUGUUGAAGCCAUGGGACACCAAGAAGUUUCCAAUGCCAUCCUCACGACCCAAGUCCUGUGAAGUUCCUGGCAUUACCAUCUUCCCCUCCCCGGACCAGCAGUCCAGCGCCCCUCACGUCCCCUCGGCUCUCAACACGGGGGGGUCUCUGCCGGACCUGUCCAGCCUGCACUUCCCCUCUCCGCUGCCCACCCCGCUGGACCCCGACGAGCCCGGAUACCCCUCGCUCAGCGGGGGCAGCAGCACCGGCAACCUGGCCAGCACGCUCACACACCUGGGCAUCCACACCAGCAACGCCUUCAACGCACCAGGUCUCUUGGCAUCUCUUCCGGGCACACUGAGCAACCCCUCCCUCCAGUCGUCGCAUAGCAACCCCAACAUCCAGUCGUCGCUUAGCAACCCCAACAUCCAGUCGUCUCUGAGUAGCAGCCCCUCCUCCUUCCCCAACUCUCUCAGCUCCGCCUCCCUGCACUCGUCGCUUAGCAACCCCUCGCUGCAGUCGUCCCUGAGCUCCUCCCCGUCUCUGCCCUCGUCUCUCAGCAGUCAGUCUCUGCGCUCCUCCCUCAGUAGCUCCUCGCUGAGCGGACAGACGCUGCAGCAUCAGCAGGGCAGCUAUGGCUCCGGCUCCGGCCCGGUCCUGGGCCAGCCCCCGGCCUCCUACGCCCCCGGCCUCCUGCCCGGUCACCACCCUCACCCUCACGCGGGGGGCCACCACCAGACGCCGCAGCUCGGCUCGUCCCCGCGCAGGCGGGCGCAGCUGUCGCCCCUCAUCCUCCCCAUGGGCAACGAGCAUGCCCGCCGCCACCACCACCACCACGCCAAGCAGUUCUCACCCACCAUGUCGCCAACGCUGUCCUCCAUCACACAGGGUGUACCUCUGGACACCAGCAAACUCCCCUUAGACCAGAGGCUGCCCCCCUACCCUUACAACCAGCAGCAGCCUAACCAGACGGGCUCCCCGGCAACGCAACACCCGCCCCACGCAGCCCUGGGAUCCCCCCAGAGUGCUCACCCUCAGGGCCAGACUCUCACCCCCCAGCAGCAACCCCAGGGCACCAUGCACCACCCACAGCCCCCCCAGCAACAACAGCCCACCCAGCAGCAACAGCAGCAACAACAACAACAGCAGCAACAACAACAACAGCAGCAACAUCAACAACAACAACAACAACAACAACAACAACAACAUCAACAACAUCAACAACAACAGCAGCAGCAGCAGCAACAGACGUGCCAUCACCAUCAGCAACAGAGGAUGCAACAAGCCAUGCAGCUAAACAUGCAGAACCUGCAGAACCUGCGCAAGACACAGAGCAUGCAAAUGCAGAUGCAGCAGCAGCAGCAACAGCAGCAGCAGCAUAUGCAGCGCACUGGACAAGGGGGUUCCCAGGGGGGUCAAGGUCACGGUCCAGGUCAAGGUCAGGGGGGCAUGGAAGUGUCCGGCGGCCAGAACGUCAACGUGGUACAGUGCAAGCAGGAGCCAGAGGAGCAGCGGACCUGCGGCGACCACCAGCAGCGUGAGCAGCAGCAGCAGCAGCAGCAGCAACAGCAGCAGCAACAACAACAACAACAACAGCAGCAGCAGCAGCAGCAGCAGCAGCAGCAGCAGCAGCAGCAGCAGCAGCAGCAGCAGCAGCAGCAGCAGCAACAGCAGCAGCGUGAGCAGCAGAACUCGUCCCACAUGGAGGCUCAGGAGCAGGGCCUGCCCCAGCUGCAGCAGAUCACCCAGUCCCUGGACCUCGGCCUCUAUAACGAUGCUCUGUUGUCCUUGUUGGAUGAGCCCUGGCAGCUGCAGCUGACUGGCAGACAGAACCAGAACCUGGCUCAGCAGUUCAACAUGGAUGGUCAGGUGGAGGGGCUGUCCUUCGGCCACGGCCUGGGCUCUGGUCUGGGCUCGUCGUCUGGUAAGGGGGGGCAGGACGCCUCCUACCAGGCCGUCCUGGACCUGCUGGAGUCAGCUGACCAGCAGCUGGGUCACCCCAACCAGAACUACGGAGGGGGCGGCCGCCACAACGUGCCCAACAUCAUACUCACCGGAGAUUCCCCACCUGGUCUGUCGAAGGAGAUCACCAGCGCUUUGUCUGGUGUUCCAGGUUUCGAGGUGGACUCGUUCUCCUGCGACGACCCGCUCCGGAUGGACCCCUUGGCGCUGGAGGGGCUCAGCAUGCUGACAGACGGAGACCUCCUAUUGGCCGACCCUGCCGUAGAGGACUCCUUCCGAUCCGACCGGCUCAAGUGACUGGAGAGAGGAGCGGAGAGGAGAAGAGAAGAAAAGAAGGGGGGUGGAGAAGACAAGGAGAGGAUGAGAGAGGACGGGUGCGUUAGGUGUUGCUGAGGGUGUAGAAGACGAGACGGUGUAGAAGGACCAGGAGGGAUAGGAGAUGGCCAGCAAGGAGGAGGAGCAGGAGGGAAAACGGGUCAGAACAUCAAGAGCUGUGGCGUUGGAAGGUUGAAAACUCCUUUAGAUGUAUGACGUUCAUUAUGUCUAACUGUCAUAAUAAAACGUAAGUUUUUCUUUUACUUCAGUCAUGUAAAAUGUGUAUCUUUUACCUGACAUGUUUCGACGGUGUAGCUUCCGUCUUCAUCAGAGGGUCACGUGGAUGUUGAUGCGUGAUGUGGAUUGACAUC
Engraulis encrasicolus (European anchovy) is the source of this 3371-nucleotide messenger RNA. RefSeq names its product CREB-regulated transcription coactivator 2. NCBI's taxonomy places the organism in Eukaryota, Metazoa, Chordata, Actinopteri, Clupeiformes, Engraulidae. The record is from RefSeq and is a predicted model, not a curated record. Gene Ontology annotation, cellular component: cytoplasm; nucleus. Gene Ontology annotation, biological process: positive regulation of transcription by RNA polymerase II; protein homotetramerization. The transcript has 15 exons. Bases 37 to 2982 code for a protein of 981 amino acids. Gene Ontology annotation, molecular function: cAMP response element binding protein binding.